Molecule: messenger RNA, 1758 nt
Organism: Ilyonectria robusta
Lineage: Eukaryota; Fungi; Ascomycota; Sordariomycetes; Hypocreales; Nectriaceae
Product: thiamine diphosphate-binding protein
Exons: 1
Coding region: 1-1758 (585 amino acids)
Molecular function (GO): carboxy-lyase activity; magnesium ion binding; thiamine pyrophosphate binding
Source: RefSeq, a predicted model, not a curated record
AUGGAGAAGGAGAUUCACUUAGUCGACUAUCUAUUCCGGCGCCUGGCCCAACUUGGAGUCGGAUCUGUCCAUGGUGUCCCAGGCGACUAUAACCUCACCAUCCUGGACUAUCUCGAAUCGGCAGGUCUGGGCUGGGUAGGAAACGCCAACGAGCUCAAUUCCGGUUACGCGGCAGAUGGCUACGCAAGAACCAAGGGCCUUGCCACCCUUGUGACUUCGUUCGGCGUGGGAGAGCUCUCAGCAAUCAAUGCCAUCGGCGGCGCCUAUGCAGAAAAGGCCCCCGUGGUACACAUUGUCGGGACGGCCCCUCUGGCUGCCCAAAACUCAGGCGCAUGUCUACACCACUCACUGGGCGAUGGCAACUUGAGAGUCUUUGCGGACAUGUACAAGUCGGUGACGGUGGCGCAAGCGAACCUGACGGAUGCGGAAAACGCUCCUCGCUUGAUUGACAUGACGUUGAAGCAGUGCUUGUUGCAGAGCCGCCCGGUUUAUAUCGAGAUUCCCACCGACAUGGUCAGCGCCCGGGUGGCAGCUCCGACGGGAUUGAUCGACCUUACCAUCCCGGGAUACAGCAAGCUCCUCGAAGGUCAGACAGUCGACAAACUUCUUGGGAAGAUUCAACAAGCAAAACGACCACUGAUUUUGGUCGACGGCUUCGCAACGAGAUUCGGCAUCCGGGAUAACUUGAACGAGCUCAUAAGGCGCACGGCUUUCCCGACGUUGACGACACCAUUUGGCAAGAGCCUAGUGAGCGAGACGCUGUCCAACUUCCACGGCGUCUAUUAUGGGCUCGUGGGAAACCCAGAACAUGCGGCGUGGGUCAAGAGUCGCGACUUGGUGCUUCACUUCGGGCCUCUCCCCUCGGAUGUCAAUACGUUCGGCUUCACCGCUUGUCCCGAUGCCACAACUACCGUGGUAUUCGAGGCAGAUAGGGUCAUUGUUGGCAACGAGACUACGGAGCCUACUCAACAUCAUGGAAUAUGUAUCAAAUCGCUGCUGGAAAAGGUUGUGGCAAGGCUACAGGAAGUGGAACUGGCAGCUGUCGAGCCAUUCCCGGAAAACCCAGAGGACCCAAGAACACUCUUGAAAGCCUUGCCUGUGCCAGCUGGAGACUCCAUCGUUGACCAGCAUUCGUUUUGGUUGCGCAUUUCUGACUUCCUUCGGCCCGGAGACAUCAUCCUUACUGAAACCGGUACAUCUUCAUACGGAGGGCAAUCUUUCGUCCUCCCUGAAGAUACGAUGGUCAUAAACUCUUCCAUCUGGUUGUCUAUUGGAUAUACAUUGGCCGCUUCCCAAGGCGUCUCCCUUGCGCAAAGAGAAAUGGUCAAGAACGGAACGCGGCGCCCUGGCAGAACCAUUCUCUUCGAGGGUGAGGGCAGUCUCCAGAUGUCAGCGCAGGCCAUCAGCGACAUCAUCCGGAACAGGCUCGACAUCACAAUCAUCGUCCUCAACAACAACGGCUAUACCAUUGAGCGGAUGAUUCAUGGAUUCAACGCCUCCUAUAACGACGUGCAGCCCUGGCGCAAUCUCGAAGCACCAAGCUAUUUCGGAGCUCCUAAAGAUGACCCGUCGUACCCAGUCACGACACGAGCGGCUCAUACUUGGGGUGAAUUGGAAUCGGUCCUUGCGGACCCUUUGAUUCAAGAAGGUAAAGGGCUGAACAUGGUCGAGGUCUUUAUGAGUAUGGAUGAUGCUCCGGUGUCUCUCAAGAAAUUCGGUGCUUACCUGGCGCAGAGAAAUAGCACAGGACAAUCUUGA